GUAUAACAAUAAACAAAAACAAUAUAAUUCAAAAAAAAAACAUUUCAUACAAUGUUUUAUUAAACCAACUCAUACAUUUUAAUUGAUAACAUUGAUAUCUGUCGCGCUUCCUAAUCAUCGAACGUAUAUUUUUCAAUACGCAUUACACUCAAAUGGCUGCUAAAGGUGCACAUAUAACUCAAAAUAUAGAAAGUCGACCAUCAUUGUUUGAAGUCAUCGCCGCAGAUUCACUGGAUUCAACGUUUUAUCCUGCUUUUAAAAGGAUAGCCAAAUUUCUGGCUGUCAUUAAGCCCAACUCUUUCGGUUACCUUCUAAAGCAUUAUGACGAAGCAUAUCUAUUGUUUAAUUUUGUUGUACAAAAUUACUAUGUUCGUAAUAAAGGAGGAUCUCUGUCGGAAGUAUUUUAUGGACUAAGACGUGUUUCGCUCCAAUCAAAAUGUUUUGACAGUAACGAUAGAAGAUGGUCUCUUGUGUGUCUAGUCGUAAUACCAUAUCUAUAUCACAAGAUUGAACAAAGAGUACAACGAUGGAAAGAUGAUUUCGAGAACGGUAAGCCCAUAACACAAGAAAAUCGUUUGCUGGUGCAGAUCAUUCCUUAUUUGAAAGCUUGCUAUGAAAGCGUAAAGCUAUUCCAGUACAUCAUAUAUCUAGCUGGUAAGAGCACUGCACAUUCGCCAGUUCUACGAUGGUUGAAUCUAUCACUAAUAUACCUACCAGAAGAAGAGGAAUCCUGGAAGUUUAAAGAGCUGUUGUCGGGCAGAAUCAAAUUAGCAACCUUGUUGAGUUCACUUCUUCUGAGAUCUUUAGAACUGUCAGCAUUCUUCUUGCAAUUUAUAGAGUGGUGGCAGAAUGAGGCUAACGUAGGAGACCUGUCCAAACUACCUGUACCUGAUGCACCUCAAAACAACAUCUACAGCGACAGAUACCGAAACAUUUGUCCGCUCUGUCUUCAAAAGUGGAUCAUACCAACUACUGUUUCAGUAUCUGGCUAUGUGUACUGCUACCAAUGUAUUGUAACCCAUCUGCAGAAGGAAAAUGUCUGCCCGAUCACAAAAUAUCCUGCUACUAUUAACGAUUUAAUAAGAAUUUUCGACGAUGAUGAUUGAUUGUAUUUACAGCGUAACACGGCAUUCGCGGAUGAGGUUUAAUAUAUCGAAACGGAUCAGUGAAAUCUUAAUGUUAUGUAUACUAAAAGUAUAAACAUUGUUAAA
Messenger RNA from Malaya genurostris, 1211 nucleotides. It is a transcript of the gene Pex12, whose product is annotated as peroxisome assembly protein 12-A. The record is from RefSeq and is a predicted model, not a curated record. Lineage: Eukaryota; Metazoa; Arthropoda; Insecta; Diptera; Culicidae. Gene Ontology annotation, biological process: protein monoubiquitination; protein import into peroxisome matrix. Gene Ontology annotation, cellular component: peroxisomal importomer complex; peroxisomal membrane. Gene Ontology annotation, molecular function: ubiquitin-protein transferase activity; zinc ion binding; protein binding. Bases 153 to 1106 code for a protein of 317 amino acids. The transcript has 4 exons.